AUGGCUGAACAGGCUCCUACUGUAGAACCUACAACUGUUGUGAAUGACAUGCCUCUUCCUCCUCAUAUGGUAAAUGGGGACAGCAUGCAACAGGUAAUAUUGGUCCAGGUGAAUCCAGGAGAAACAUUCACCAUUAGAACUGAGGAUGGACACAUUCAGUGUAUCCAAGGACCAGCCCAUGUUCCUAUGAUGUCACUAAAUGGCUCUAUGCCACCAAUAUUUGUUCCUCCUGGUUACAUGUCUCAGGUGGUGGAAGAAAAUGGAGUUCGAAAAAUAGUAAUUUUGCCACAUUCUACUGAUUACCACCCUGCCAUGCAUCCUCCUCCACAUAUGCAACAUUACAUGCAUCCACACCCUCCUCCUCUACUUGCCCAUCCCAUGUACCCCCCAGUUCCAGGAUCUGAAUUGCAUCCACCCCAGUAUAUGCACCAACAUCCAAUGCCGCCACCACCACCACCACCACCACCACUGCCACAACUACGCAUGUACCAUGAAUAUGAAUCCCGUUCCCAUGGGAGAACGCAUUAUAUUCCUCGAGAUGAAAGAACAGGCAAAAUGCAGGAGCACUUGAAGAAAAGAAUCAAAGACAGACAUGCUAUUGGGCAUAACAAUAACAACAACAAAUCUGGCGUUCCACCUUCUUCGCUAUCCAAAGGUCAAAGUUCUUACAAUGCGAAUGCUGAGAACGGAUAUGGAAAGGGGCAGUAUGUGGUAGAAGAACCUGCUAAGCAGAAAGAGAGUGGAAAAGCCAAGGACAACACACCAGAAGAAGCAAAAGCUGCAGAACCUGAAAAAGAAAUUAAAGAAUUGCAGGACCUGUUUAGCACUGGAAAACCUAUAGUUUCUAACAUUCAAGCAAGAUCAGCUGUCCUCUCAUGGAGUCACCUAGUCAGUUCUCCAAAUGAAGAAAAGGCUAACCGUCCAGUAUCAUUUACAUUUGAAGUGGCACUCUCCAACUGUGGUAAAAGUGGCAAAUUUAAAACUAUUUACAUUGGGGAUGAAGUGACAGUUAGCCUACCUGAUCUCCAGCCAGCAACUGACUAUCACGUAAGAGUUUCAGCGACAUACAGCUCUAUAGAAGAAUCGACUUCUGAAGUGAUUAGUUUUACAACAGAGAGUUGUGAACCAGACCGUCCUGCCGUACCUAAGCUAGUCAACCGAACCAAGAACAGCCUGAUUUUACAGUGGAAGGGAUCUAAUGACAACGGUUCCAAAAUAAUCGGUUUUCUUUUAGAAUGGGACGAGGGGAAGCCUGGAACCUUCAAAGAAUGUUAUUUUGGCCAUCUUAAACAGUACAAGCUAACCAAGCUAGCUCCUUCCACAAAAUAUUCAUUUAGAUUAGCUGUUAAAAAUAACUUGGGAAUAAGUGAAUUUAGUGAAACUGUUGCCUUUAGCACAACAGGAAGUGUCCCUCCGACCCCUCCUCCCCCUCAGCUACAUCAAGCAGGAAUUACUACUCUGUCACUAGAAUGGAGUCCUCCUAGUGGUGCAGCUACUGAGGAAUCUCAUUUUACUUACACCCUCGAGAUGGAGGAAGAAGGAUCUGGUCAUGGUUUCAAGGCGAAAUAUAAUGGCGAAGAACACGCAUGCACUUUAAAAAAUCUUCGGAGGAGCACUUCAUAUAAAUUUAGGCUCUUUGCCCACAACAGUGAAGGAAAAAGUAACCCAAGUGAAGAAGUAGAAUAUACCACAUACCCUGAUAAGCCAGGCCCCCCAAGUAAACCAUACACAAAGGGGAAGAUCCGAGCAUACAAUGUGAAAGUCGCAUGGGAUCCGCCUAAAGAUAAUGGGGGAGCAGAAAUUUCCAAGUAUGUUUUGGAAAUUUCUGAAGCUUCAAAUGGGAAUACAUGGAAUGUAAUAUAUGAUGGCACUUUGAGAGAACACGUAUGUGACCAUCUCAGGCCUGGUACUUCAUAUAAGUUGAGAGUAUUUUGCUUUGGAAUUGCAGGGCAAAGCCAGGCCUCGGAUAUCCUGUCCAUUCACACCUCUGCUGUUCCUCCUGGACCUUGCAGGUCUCCAUACUUGGCUAACAGGGCUAAGCCCAGAGAAAUCAGCCUGCACUGGGCUCCUCCUGUUGUGAAUGGAGGAGCUGAGAUAAUUGACUACGUAGUAGACAUGGCCGAGUCUGACCAAGCCGAGUGCAGAAGAGUCUACCAAGGCCCGAGCUUGAGGUGCACAGUGGGCAACCUGCUUCCUGGGAGGACCUACAGCUUCUGGAUUAAAGCAGCAAAUAAGACAGGGUUUGGACCUUAUUCAGCCAAGUCUCAGAUCUCCACAGCACCAGGACCUCCUGAUCAGUGUGGCGUACCUCUGUUAACCUGUAAGACUGCUACCAGUGUGGCUGUCAGCUGGGAGGUUCCUAUGUGCAAUGGCGCCGAAAUUUGUGAUUACAGACUGGAGUGGGGAAAACUAGAAGGAUCAAUGCACGUAAUAUACACUGGCCCUUGCUUGAACUAUGAAGUAAAAGGUCUUACCCCUGCAACUACCUAUUUUUGCAGAGUACAGGCUGUGAAUAUGGCUGGAAUUGGCAUGUUUGGGGGAACGGGCAUAGUAACAACACCAGCAUCCGUGCCAGGAGCAAUGUCACUGCCACGACUACUGGAAGGAAAGAUCCCUCUUCCUUUGGCAUCGACUUGCCUUGCUCUUCAGUGGGAUGAACCCAACUGCCAUGGGUCAGAGAUCACUGGAUAUAACAUCGAAUAUGGAGAAAGACAGAUUGUAACUGUUGAUAGAGUAACGAGCUACACCCUGGAAAAUCUGCAGCCGGACACUGUGUACAGAAUUAGAAUACAAGCUAUCAAUAGUUUGGGACAAAGUCCUUUUAGCCAAUCAAUUAAAGCCAAAACCAAGCCACUACCUCCAGACCCUCCUGUCCUUGAAUGUGUGUGCUUCAGUUAUCAAAGCCUAAAACUGAAAUGGGGUGAUGGCCCAAACAGAAUUUCACUCUCCAGCUCUGUACAGUUCAAUUUGCAAAUGGAAGAUAAGACCGGCAGAUUUGUCACCCUUCUGAAUGGGCCUUGUCACACCUACAAAGUCCAGAGGCUGAGUGAAUGUACAACUUAUAACUUUAAAAUACAAGCAUAUAAUGAAGCUGGCGAAGGACCAUUUUCUGAUAUUUAUACCUUCACUACAACCAAAUCUCCACCUGCCGCACUCAAAGCACCCAAAAUAUGUCAGCUGGAAGAAAAUCUUUGUGAGGUUACAUGGGAGCCUCUCCCCCCUAUGAAAGGAGACAGCAUCAUUUACAUUCUACAACUUGUCAGUGGGAGAGGAGCUGAUCAGGUAUACAAGGGGCCAGAUACCUCAUUCUGUUUCACAAAUUUUCAAACCAACUGUGAGUAUCGAUUCAGAGUAUGUGCUGGCCGACAAUAUCAACAAAAUGGUGGAUUACAAGAACUAUUAGGAGCAUACAGUCCCAGUACAGUAUUCUCAUCUCAGAAAAAAGACAUAGAUCCACCCCAGGAUGAUGACUUAAUAGAAGAAAAUAAAAGCAAAAAGAGGUGUCUAACCGAUGAUCAAUUUGCAUUCAUCCUGGUCGUGGCAUUUGCAAUUAUCGCUGUUUUGUGUGCUGUUGCCAUUCAGUACUUUUUAAUCAAAUAA
Gracilinanus agilis (Agile Gracile Mouse Opossum) is the source of this 3600-nucleotide messenger RNA. Its product is annotated as fibronectin type-III domain-containing protein 3a-like. The coding region runs from base 1 to 3600 and encodes 1199 amino acids. The transcript has 25 exons. NCBI's taxonomy places the organism in Eukaryota, Metazoa, Chordata, Mammalia, Didelphimorphia, Didelphidae. Gene Ontology annotation, molecular function: protein binding. The record is from RefSeq and is a predicted model, not a curated record.